UGGUUUGUUGGCUUUGUGUUUUUAUUUGAAUUCUUGGUUUUGGUUUGGUUUUUUUAUUCCUUUUCACAGGUAGGAUACUCCCAGCACUCUACCAGUGGGUGGUUGGUUCCCGGCCGUGGUACACCUGUCUGUCCUCUCCUCUUCCUCCCUUUUUAGAGAUCAGGACUGAUCACCAAUCAUGAAGAUCAGAGGUCAUAGAGAAACAGUGGUCAGCUUUUGCUGUCCGAAGUUUGCUGCCAUCUUCCUUUUCCUGGCUGUGUUUGUCCUCAUCUUUUUGCUUUUUAACAUGGAUGCCCUGAAGUUUCAGCAUAAGGUGAUCACCACUUUCCCUGCUCCAAGACCUCACCUGCAACACCGCUUCUGCAGCUUCCAGCCGCGGUCCCCUGAAGAUGCUCUGGAGGAACGCCUCCUAUUAGACUCCAUUGCUUGGCCUGAAACUCCAUCCUUGCCAGUUCCUCUUUCCCUGGAGCAGACCACUGAUCCUGCCCACAGCACCUUCACUAUUCUCCCUGAGAAGGGUGGACGACAGUGGCAUGUAGGGGAUCAGCUGGAAGUUCUGAUCAAAACGUAUGACUUCAAGGGCCGUCCGAAGAAGUCUGGGGGAGAUGUCUUACUUGCCCGUCUGCACAACCGAGCACUUGGUGCAGGUGUGGCUGGACAAGUGUUGGAUCAUCUCAAUGGCUCCUACUCUGCUGUAUUUUCCUUACCCUGGGAGGGAAGCGCACAGGUUGAGGUGACGCUGGUUCACCCCAGUGAGGCUGUCACAGUGUUGCACAGGCUGACCAGAGAACAGCCAGAUAGGAUUUCUUUCCGGAGUGUCUUCCGCUCAGGCUCAGUCUCUGAAACCACCACCUGCAAUGUCUGCCUGCGUCCGACCCAGCAGCCACUGUGCAACUACACUGACCUCAUUACAGGUGAGCCGUGGUUCUGCUACAAGCCAAAGAAGCUGAGCUGUGACGCCAGGAUCACCAACUACAAUGGCGGGUUUCAUAAACAGCUCAAGGCUCAGGAGGAGAAGCUCUUUCGAAGUGGUGUCAACAUGAAAGUCUACAUUCGAGCUUCAGGAUCUGCUAGUGUCACCGUGUUGCCAAAAAAUAAAGAUCAACCAGAGGUGAAGAGCAGCAUUGUACAUUCUGGUCCUGUUGGCUAUUACUACCAGGGUGCAUGGCAAGCAUUAAGUGGCACCAAAGUCCGCCAUUUCAACACAUCGUCUGUCAUCAGUCAGUGUCUGAAAGGCAAGGUCGUCCACCUGUAUGGAGACUCUACCAUCAGGCAGUGGUUUGAACACCUCAACGCAGUACUGCCAGAUCUCAAGCAGUUUAAUCUGCACAGUACAGUUCAAGUUGGACCUUUCAUGGCUUUAGACUACGCAAACAACAUUUUGGUGAAUUUCCGAUUCCACGGUCCCCCUGUCCGUUCUAGAAAUGUCCCAGCCAUCGAGCUGCACUACAUUGCCAAUGAACUAGACCAUGUAGUUGGAGGCACCAACACCGUUGUAGUUUUUGGCAUCUGGGCACACUUCAGCACUUUCCCCAUCGAGCUCUACAUCCAGCGGCUGCAGAGCAUCCGCAGGGCGGUAGUGCGGCUGCUGGACAGGGCUCCAGGCACAUUGGUUUUAAUCCGGACUGCAAACCCCAAAACUAUGACGCUUGAUGCAGCACUGACCAAUAGCGACUGGUACUCGCUGCAGCGUGACAAGGUACUCAGAGCCAUGUUCAAAGGACUGAAUGUUCAUCUGCUGGACGUCUGGGAGAUGGUCUUGGCCCACCACCUGCCACACAACCUCCAUCCACAACCUCCCAUUAUUAAGAAUAUCAUUGAUGUUGUUUUGUCCUACAUCUGCCCUCAAAAGGGCAGCUAGAUGAGUAUUUGUUGGGGGAAAGGAGUGUGAACUCACAUACAUGUGCUGAGUCUACAUGUUUCUGUGUUUCUGCCAGGUGCUGAAAUUCACCUACUAUUUUCUAUCAUUUUUCUAUUUUUCACCAAUAUUGAUACAGAGGCCUGGUUCUAAAUUAGCUUGUCUAUGAUAAAUGGUAUAGUUUAGUUGUAAUAGUUUAAUAGUAAAAGUUUAGCUUAGCAGAAAUAAUGGAAACACUUGGAAACACAGCUAGCUUGGCUCUGUCCAAAGGUAACUAAAUCCACCUAUAAGCACCUCUAAAGCUUACUAACACACAUUGUAUAUUGUUUGUUUCCGUGCAAAAACAAAAGUAUAAAUAUGACAGUUUGUGUUAGUGUAUUUCUUUGCCCAUCACAGAGACUUUCUGGAGUCCCUGCUGGUUGCCUGGCAACCCCAAAUUGUCAUUAAGUGUACCUUGAUUUCCGUACAGAUGAGAUAUAACAUGUUAAUAAAUUAACUUUAGAGGUUCUGAUUGGCCAAUUUUGUUACCUUUUGUAGGAGCCAAGCUAGCUGUUUCAAGUCUUAAUGCUGAGGAAAGCUAAUUGGCUGCUGGCUCCCAUAAUGUAUAUAUACAAAUAUAAUGUAUAUAUACAAU
Molecule: messenger RNA, 2492 nt
Organism: Thunnus maccoyii (southern bluefin tuna)
Lineage: Eukaryota; Metazoa; Chordata; Actinopteri; Scombriformes; Scombridae
Product: NXPE family member 3-like
Exons: 7
Coding region: 179-1861 (560 amino acids)
Source: RefSeq, a predicted model, not a curated record